This is a messenger RNA of Drosophila serrata, 579 nucleotides long. Its product is annotated as V-type proton ATPase 16 kDa proteolipid subunit c pseudogene. Lineage: Eukaryota; Metazoa; Arthropoda; Insecta; Diptera; Drosophilidae. The record is from RefSeq and is a predicted model, not a curated record.
UAUUACAGAAACUUCAAAAAAUAGUACAGCAAUUCAACUUUUGAAAGUGAAACAUCAUAAAGAAUAUAAUAAGCCAUCAAGAUAUAUAGAAAUUCUUCAAAAAUGCCCAACGCUGGUGAGGAUGAAAAGUGUCCCUCCUAUGCCAUAUUCUUUGGUUGUAUCGGAGCUGCAUUGGCAAUUUCAUUGACAACUUUGGGAGCUGCUUAUGGUACGGCUCGUUCUGGUAUUGGAAUCGCCUCAAUGGCUGUGACUCGCCCCGAUAUGAUUAUGAGAGCCAUUAUUCCGGUGGUAAUGGCCGGCAUUAUUGCCAUAUAUGGUUUAGUGGUUUCCGUUCUGAUUGCCGGAUCGUUGAGCAAUAACUAUACGAUGGAGAGUGGUUACUCGCAUUUCGGUUGCGGACUAUCUGUGGGAUUGCCAGGACUGGCAGCAGGAGUGGCCAUAGGAAUUGCCGGAGAUGCUGGUGUCCGGGGAUCUGCUGCCCAGCCGCGUCUGUAUGUGGGCAUGAUUUUGAUACUGAUUUUUGGCGAGGUCUUGGCUCUCUAUGGUCUCAUUGUAGCCAUUUAUCUGUUUACUAAAUAA